This is a messenger RNA of Ornithodoros turicata, 4630 nucleotides long. RefSeq names its product regulator of G-protein signaling 20-like. Bases 76 to 1452 code for a protein of 458 amino acids. The transcript is spliced from 9 exons. Lineage: Eukaryota; Metazoa; Arthropoda; Arachnida; Ixodida; Argasidae. The record is from RefSeq and is a predicted model, not a curated record.
AAGAGCUCCGAGGAACCAUUCCAUGGAACGUUCAACCCGCGUCUCUUAGCUUGACGCUAACGAUAAGACGUCGCCAUGACUGACAUUCAGUGUAAGCGCCGUUCUGCCUUUGGAGUCGGGGGCUUAUUGGACGACAGACGGCGCUCCGACGUACCAAGACUGGUGUACGUGAGCCGGUACUCUGCUUGUGCACCGAAGCGGACUCCCUGCUACUGCUUCAUCGCAGAGCCCAGGAGGUACUCCGCGCCAAGUGGCGAGGCUAAAUUGAUGUCCAAUAAGCAGUGGUUGCCAUCCUUGGAAAAAAGCGAGCAGCCGCAGCCAUCGUCCGUCGUAGUUUCCCCGAACAAUAGCAACCUCCACCAAACAACAGCACCACCACCACCUCCACCACCGCAGUCAUCACCGCCAGACGGUCAUAGUCCCAACGCCAAUGGUGGCAGCCAUCACCCGCAACACACCAGCAAUGGCUUCACAACACGCUCAGCGCCCAACGCUGCCAGCAAUGUCAUCGCCGAUGCAAGCCCUGGUCGGCCGCCCCCAGCAACAGGGAGUAGCCCCGCAGGGAGUCGCCACAGUUCCAGUUCGGGUCCAAGCCCCGGCCCUAGUCAAGCGGGUGUUGGAGAAGUACGGCGUGACAGUAUGCUGCUUAUGCUUGAGGGUCGUCAGCAGCGUCAGCCUUCUACGCCGACGGCGCCAGUGGCGUCGCCAACGGCGGCGGCUUCUUCACCCGUCGUCCGGACGUCUCAGGGCUCGGGGGCUCCAGGUUCCCCUCAAGAGGGCAGCACGGCGCCUUCCACGGAGGGACACGGGAAGCAUGACAAGGACUCCAAGACCUGCUGCUUCUGCUGGUGUUGUUGCUGCAGUUGUUCAUGGCGGGGAUCCAGGCCUGUCUACACGAGUUUACAGAAACCGGUCAAGUUGUCCAGCUUGGCGGUCAAAAGCAACAAUGGCAAUGUCAGGUCGGCGAGGGAAAACAACCAGAAGCUAACUAGUGGCGAUAAUUUUUUAAACGGGGACGGCGAUGCGCUACCUACGGUUGAAGAAAUUCGGUCUUGGGGAGAUUCUUUUGAGAAACUGAUGAAAUGCUCAGCUGGACGUAAGGUGUUUAGGGACUUUUUAAAAUGUGAAUACAGCGAGGAGAAUAUACUGUUCUGGCUGGCCUGCGAAGACCUCAAGAAAGAAUCCAACCCGGAUGUUAUAGAAGAGAAAGCUAGGAUGAUUUAUGAAGACUACAUUUCCAUUCUUUCGCCAAGGGAGGUGAGCCUGGAUUCCCGCGUGCGUGAAAUCAUCAACCGCAACAUGGUCGCACCGACGGCGCACACUUUCGACGAGGCUCAGCUGCAGAUCUACACGCUCAUGCACCGCGACUCGUACCCGCGGUUCGUCAAUUCCCCGCUCUACCGAAAGAUGGCGCAACUGCCUUCCCCGUCGCGCAAGGGCAGCGCCGCGUAGGCUCAACCGCCCGCCCUCUACGAACAAAUGCACACAGUGUGUGUGUGGCUCCAUCUGACGACAAACUCUAAGAACGGCUAAGAACUCGGGGCAAGCAAGCAGCACAAGUUCAUUUCUUGCUGACCAUUACCAUGCGUACCUGAUCACCCCCUUUUCCCCCUCACCCUUAUCUCUCUAUCUACUAUCUCUUUUUCGAGCGCCACCGCAGCCAAGUAACAAGACUUUUUGUUUUGUUUUCUUCUUCUUUUUGCUAGCUGUUCGUUGGCUGAUGAGAGGAGGAGGAGGAGGACGAGAGGACUUUUAAUGCCGUAACGAGUUAAUAAAGGCGUUGAAUGAAGUGCGUUUCCUCAAAAAAAAAAAGAUUUUAAACGGAUUUUGAGUUUACGAUGAAAUACUUUUACCGUGUGUAUCUGCUUUCGUUGUCUCUACGCUCGAGGUUUUUUUUUAGUAAUAUGAAUUUUAAUUUUACGUCUCGUUAAAUCUGAUUUAAUUAUUGUUGUGAACUCAUUUACGGAGUUCAGUUCGGGCUACGGAGUCAGUUUAGGUGUAAUUUUGAUUUCAAAGGGCCUUUCUAUACAAUUUUUUCUUAAAUAACCGUUACUUGCUAAAUUUUAGAGUUUAGGAAGUUAUCUCGAAAUGGGCGAGCACUAGAGGUAGUAAAAUGCGCUAUCUGAUACUGAUGAAUCAAGAAACGUCUCUAUCAGUUUGCCAACAUACUUCAAUCGGUAAGCAUCAUACAACGUAAAAAAAACAGGCUCCUAAUCAACACAGUUUAGAAAAAAACGCGGUUGAUUCUCCAUACCCUCCUCUCGGCCUAACGUGAGCAAAAAGAGAAAAAGAAUAUAAACGCAUCAACAACAUUCCCUUUCCGGCACCCUUUCCCACAAGCCAAGCAACGCAAAGCAAAAGCUAACAAGCAAAGAAGAAACAAGAAAAAGAAAAAAACACUUAGCAACAAGCUACAGCUAAGAGACAAGCAACCAGUGGAAGAGUAAAGAAACAUACGCGCCACUGCGCGAGUUCGUCUUCUUCUUCUUCUUCUUCAUCAUCUCUCAGCAUCAUCUUCUGAAUAUCCCUCUUCUGCCAGUGUUUGUUAUGAUUUGGUGACGAAGAAUGGAACGAAAUCGAAACCGAAACUCGUAACCGCUGUGGUGACGUCAUCGACAGCUGUGUCGUGUGCUCCAAUCGGAUCCACGAUAUAUAAAUACAUAUAUAUUCCUCCUUCAAAAUGGCGGAGGAUUUUACUGCAUUUCGAGUGGGACACGAUCAAUGGACAACACUUCGCUCCUCGUGAGCGUGCGUGCGUGCGUGCGUGCGUGUGCGUUUCUUCAGUUAUGUGUGUUUAUUUUUCUGAAAUUCCCGUUGAAAUGGAGAGGGAAAAGUACUAUGGACCCACCUCCUUUUUCUCGCUCCGCCACCUCCUCAGUUCCGCUGUGUUUCUUUUUUGUUUUUUGUUUUUUUGCUCGUUCACGGUGCACUAGAUUUGACUGUGUAAUUGCACGUUGUUCCGAUUGUGCGACAUAUUUAUUACUGCGCAACAACGCAGGUGCGACACAGCCGAGACGAAAAAAAAGGGAAUAAAAAUCAAUUCCUCUUCCCCCAAAAGAAAAAGAAAAGUCAGAUGUGAGGUCUUGCUAGUGACGUGGCCUAUACUUCUACGUUAUUGUGACAGGAAGGUCCACGUAACGGCGUAUUUUACUUUUUACUUUUAAAAAUAAUUUUAUUAAUAUUUAUAAUUAUAAUAAUAAUUUCGAAUUAAUAUUUUAUUAGUAAGUUAACAAACACUCGUUCUCACCGAUUAUGUAUAACAAUGUUUCAUAAAGUAGUGGAAAAAGAAAAAAAAAUUAUAUUGCGUGCAUAAUCGAAAAGUGAAAACUUAGGAAAGCACGUCAGAAUUUUAACGGUACUGAGGGUACCAAUUACACGAAGGAUACUUUACGUACAGCUAACGUUUAGCUGCUUUGACAAGACAAGCAUUUUUUUAACGCACAAUUCGUGUGCUCGAAAUUUAAAUAAAGACACCGAAGUACUUCGUCCACACAGGAGGUACUCCAGGUACUUGUCCCUCUUCACAAUACUUUUCGUCAACCACACCUGACUGGAAGCGAUGUUACUAAUUUCCCCGUCUUCGUGAUCUUUAGUUCGUAAGCAAUAACGGUAGUGUAUUUGAGUGUACAGAGGGAAAAUGGUGACUGUGAGAGCAGUAGUUCCGUUUCUUGACGCGUAGCGGCGCUGUCUUUUUUUUCUUUUUUUUUUUUUUUGUUUUCGUUUUUGCUCGGUGUGAUGAGCACACACGUGUGGACUUUGACGUGUGAAAAAUUUGCACAUUGUCGGUGAGUGAUCGAUGUUCAGUUUUUGACCGAGGUGCACAUUCGCUGGUUGCUUUGAGAAAAACAAACCAGCUCUGUCUGUUUUACGUGUUGAGUGUUGCACGGUCGGUUUUGUAGGUUCCAAUUUCUUUGAUCCGAGAAGGAAGUAUGUGUGUGUGUCUGUGGCCGGGGCAUCGAUGCAGUGAGCGCGAUCUGAUACUGUUUGUCUUCGUCUAGCGUUACUCGAUCGAGCGUUAUCGAUCAUAUAAUUCGCAUUAACUCGUUAUGCAAAAUGUCGAAUUUGAACAUUUAAAAAGAGUCAUCCUCGUGGCAUUAGAAAUGAAUAAAAAAAAAGAAGAAGAAGAAAAAACAGAGCCAGGCCCAGAGCUGGAAAUUUAGUAUACGAGAAAAUUGUCUGGUUUCUUAAAGGUCUGCUUUCCUGACAUAAUUUAGGGCUUCCUGUUUUAACGUCAUUUUUUUUUUCGGCGUUUUCCUUUGAAUGUUUUUUGUGAACGGGACAUUCUUCACCUUGUAUAGAGGCACGUAUAAGCUUAUUACCAAAAGAGUUAGAACGAUUUUUUUUUAUGUCACAUUUUGUUGAUGGAGCCUAGUCAACUUGGUAUUUAUUUUCAGCCUUUUUCGCGGACGCGGUUCUGAGUUUUGCAUCUAGUCAGUGGAGAACUGCAGUACUUACUUUGACUGUAAGCAAGAGUAAGUUUUGGUCAUGUCUAAAAAGACAAGUCACAAUGGCGUAUAACAUUCGCAAAAAAAAAAAGAAAGAAAGAAAGGAAUUUUAAAAAAUUGUAUAAAGAAAAUGAAAUGUAAAUGGGCCGUUUCCUGCACAAAACGAUUUUUAUGAGUGGCACUAU